AGCGACUGAUGCAACAUUGACACCCAGAACACCUCUCAAUCAUUACAUCUCCGACAUUGAUUUUUCCUCAUCCCUAUAACACAAACUUCAAGACGAUCGAAACGCACGCCUGGCUAGAUUCAACCGUUCGACGUAUCCACAUCCUUCAGCCGCCAAAUUCAAUUAGCGAAUUUUCGUUAACUCUCUCGCCAUAUCCCUGAGAGCGAUUUCGCGCGCGCUAAUCGACAAGGUCCGCCGCAAUUUUUUAUCGUCCGAUUAACGCCGCAUCGAGUGUAGAGCAUGUAGGAGGAGAUCGUGCAUACGCGGAAGGCAUACACACCAGUCGCGGGGAGCAGCUAGUAGAGCGAGCGGCAGCCGCGUCUAGAGUGGAGUGGGGGCGAGCAAGUAAAUAAAUAACCAGCUAACGUCCGACGCGAGCUCAGUGCAAGCUUCGACUCCGAUCGCUCGACACGCGCGCGUCCUCGUCUCUCGCAUCGUCGUCGUGUAAAAGAGAGAGAGAGAGAGAGAGAAAAAGAAUGAGGCUACACGCGUGUGUCGCGGCCCUGCUGCUGCUCGUGCAGCUGGGCGCAUCGCAAGUAGGAGCCGUGUGUGUCAAGGUGGAGAGUCAGAGCACCGACCCGAAGUUUGUCUGCGAGGGAGGAUCGAUCGCCGAUCUCGACGCUGUGCCAAACACCGUCGAGGAGCUGCAGAUCAGCAACAUGCCCAUAGGUCGCAUCACCGAGUCGACCUUCGCCAGGUUUGGACGCAACCUGCUCGUCCUAGUCUGCACCAACUGCUCCAUCAGCGACAUCGACGACCGAGCUUUCCGGCGACUCAGCAACCUCCAGCACCUCAGGCUUGACAACAACCGAAUUAAGGAUGUUCGCGCAGUUUGGUUCGAAGGACUCGGCGACCUGUCAUACCUCGACCUGAACAACAACGGCAUCGAGCGCAUCGACUCCGAGGUCUUCCGCAACGCGCCAAACCUAGCCGACCUGAGGUUCUCCGGCAACCGUCUGGAGUGUCUCGAUAUCGAGAGCAUCAGCCGACUGCAAGGUCUGAUGAGGCUAUACGUCAACGAAAACCCCAACUUCGGCUGCCCCAACGCCUUGAAGAGGUUCCUGAUCGAGCGUCACCUGGAGUCUCCGUCCGACCCCGAGUGGAGCUCGGUGGUUCAAGACCGAGUGCAAGCCAUCGGUUUCGGUGCGAACACACCACCGGUACCACCGCAGUACUACCCCAGCAGCACACCACCGGCUUACACCAGACCUCGCUGGACCGAGGUACCACCGACGAGUCCACCCACGGAACCGCCGACCACUUUACCACCGACGCAGCCACCCAGACGACCUUACGUUCCCGAGACCAUCCAGCCGUCCUCGCCGGACUCGAGCUUCUCCAUGCAGCCGCCGUAUUACCCACCCCAGGUGACCCAGCAACAGAUCAACAACUACCAGAGCACUAUGGUCCAGCAGAACGUCAGCACCACUGUCAGCAGUACCGUUGCCAACAUGACGACCAACACGACGACGGCGAAGGUUCUACUGGCCGGACAACCCGGACCGGUAACCACCACGACCGAGUGCCCCAACGCCGCGUCGAGCAUCUUCGGGGACUCGACGCUAUUGCUACUGAUGACGAUGUUCGUCGCUCGUAAACUGGCUCUUCUUUGAAGUGUGUAUCUGUGACUAUAUAUACGAAGGUGCUCCCAGUGCGACUCGAAUAUACGAACGUUCGAAUUCUUAUAUAUAUAAAGUUAUCUCCUCUUUGUAUACUGUAACAUGUAUGUGCAUCAGCUUUAUGUGUCGUUUCAUUGUAAGAUAAAUAGUGUCUAGCGAUUCGGUGUUAAAUUUCUCUACUAUUAUCCACGUUUUACUAAUAAAUAUCGAGUAGUUAUACGAAGGAGCCUUACGCUUGUUCUCUUCGAAGUGCAGUGUACACUCGUUAACUUAAAGAUUAUGUUUUAUCGAAAGAAGCAAGUGUUUAUACUUGUGAAGACUUUGAAUAAUCAGCCGAGAAAAAAGUUAUCUUUCGACAGAAUCUUAGCAGUGGCCUUGUUCUGCUGACUAUUGCAUAAAGUCUUCGCGAGUAUAUGACAUACAAUGUAUUAGUUUGUUAAAAAACAUUGUGUACAAACGCAGAGUGUAAAUAUUAAGAUGCGCGUAAAACGAUAAAACUCAUCACCGUAUAUGUCUAUAUAUAUAUAUUUUUGUACACGUUGUGCAGCGAGAAACGCGAGGCAUUUAUAACAGAGCCACGGCGUCGAGUGUAUCGAGUUUAUACGGUCGUGCUCUUUUUUUCAAUAAAGAAAAGUACAGUGUAAUUACCGCCUCGACGAUUCGCGUUAACCAGAGGGAUACGUAUAAAAGCGAGUCAAGAGGGGACUCGGGCGCGAACCGAUUGAUGACGGCUGCGAAAAGCUGCGAUUUAAUCGACGCGGAUAUUAUGCCUCUUGUACACACGUACACAAACACACACUUAUGUACUCCGUCAUCCUCGGCUUCGCACACGAUUAUUGCUUUAUACAUACGUUUGCUAUUUGUUUGAUGUUUGGUAGUUAAGGAUGGGAUAUAAGAGCUUCUCGGACAUGCAAAUAUGGGACGGAUUAGUUGGAGCAAACGAUGUAAAUGAGACGACGCGCGUCUCGGAUCAUAUUCUUACUUGCGUCUUCUCGCAUCUUCUUCGUUUUUUUUUUAUUACAACCCGCGGAUUCGUUAUUAACUACCAAACGUUAAAAACUAACAUUACGAUAGGCAAUUAAGUUAUUUGCGUUUAAAUUCAUGGAAGAGCGAUUCCGAUUGCGAAUGUCUUCUUGAUUAUGUGGAAUGCAUGUCAUAAUUAUUGUAAUACAUAGCUGUACUUCUCAUACGUCGACUAAUAUCGAAUUCGUAUUAAUGCAGUUUUCGUUCGAGCACGACUACAGUUGAGUAAUUAUCGUCUCCACUUUUUUUUAAAAAACAAGCAUUACAUACUGUGCUCACUUUUAAUAAUGCAUUAAUACUUAUCGAGAAAAAAAAUGUUAAGGAUAAUAUGUUAAAAAAACUAAAUUAUCAUUUGUUUAAAGCGAAAAAAAAAUAUUUACAAUAAAACCUAAACUUGAAAAGUGA
Nasonia vitripennis (jewel wasp) is the source of this 3086-nucleotide messenger RNA. RefSeq names its product leucine-rich repeat extensin-like protein 6. Gene Ontology annotation, molecular function: protein binding. The record is from RefSeq and is a predicted model, not a curated record. The transcript has a single exon. Gene Ontology annotation, cellular component: extracellular matrix. The coding region runs from base 516 to 1652 and encodes 378 amino acids. Lineage: Eukaryota; Metazoa; Arthropoda; Insecta; Hymenoptera; Pteromalidae.